Pipistrellus kuhlii (Kuhl's pipistrelle) is the source of this 1568-nucleotide messenger RNA. Its product is annotated as leukocyte immunoglobulin-like receptor subfamily A member 5. The transcript is spliced from 6 exons. Gene Ontology annotation, biological process: cytokine-mediated signaling pathway. Gene Ontology annotation, molecular function: inhibitory MHC class I receptor activity. NCBI's taxonomy places the organism in Eukaryota, Metazoa, Chordata, Mammalia, Chiroptera, Vespertilionidae. The coding region runs from base 397 to 1449 and encodes 350 amino acids. The record is from RefSeq and is a predicted model, not a curated record.
CAGUGGGAAAAGGGAAGAGAAUUGCACUGACAGAGGUUCAAGAAAGGGAAGUGUUCUACACAAACUCACAGAGGUCUAGAAAAGGCAGAGUCAGAAUUGGGCCAGAAAUUGGGUGGGGUCCUCUCCUGCCCUGUUCCUCCACCCUCCUCACCUGGGACAGCUAUCUUCCUCUGGAUUUGCAUUUGGCAUGAGGUAGAGGCAAAACCUGUGGUGUCUGGUGAGAUUCAGGUCAGUCUCAGAGGUCCCACAGUUUGCUGUCCCCUAAGGCCCACCCUUCAGGGAGGGGCUACUUCCCUUCCUGUGAGGCCACUGAUGAGGAACCAGUGACGUAUCACUUGGGGACUGGACCUUGUCACAGCCCAUUCUUGCCUUUGUUCCCCAGGCUCUGUGGAGUUUAUGUCGUCUGCACACUGGGGAUCAUGUGAGGAAACCUCUCGACCCAGAACCUCCCUGACUUUCUCAGCCUCGGUCCUUGGACCUGCUGUGUCCUCAGUCAUCCUUCAGGGAGAGCAGAGUGAGGCUGAUGAGGAAACAGGGACCUGUCACCUGGAGCCAGGGCCCUGUCACAUCCAUGCAUCUGCUUGUCCUGCUGAGCUCUGUGGACUUUAUCCAUCAUCAGUGCCACUGGGGACCAUGGCAGACAGCACCACAGCCUUGACCUCCAUUGUGCUCCUGGGCCUUGGGCUGUGUCAGGGCCCAUGGAACCAGGUACAGGCAGGAGUCAUUCCCAAACCCUCCAUCUGGGCUGACCCAGGUCUCAUCAUCACCGAGGGGAGUCCCGUAACCAUCUGGUGUCAGGGGUCUCUGCGGGCUAGUGCCUACAUUCUGUAUAAAGAGAGGGGCUCAGAGCCCUUGGAUACGAGGAUCCCACAAGACUCCAGCAAUAAGGCCGGUUUCCUCAUUGAAGUCAUGACAUCACCUCACGCAGGGCUGUACCACUGUGCAUAUAACACCACUGGGGACAUACUGUCAGAGCCAAGUAAUCUUCUGCUCCUAGUGGUGACAGGAUUCUAUGGUGCACCCUCCCUCUCAGCCCAGCCAAGCCCUGUGGUGGCCGCAGGAGGGAUUAUGUCCCUCUCCUGUAGCUCACUGUUCACAUCGGGCCCUUUCCAUCUGUUUAAGGAGGGAGGGGCUGACCCGAACCUACACAUGGUGGCAGAACCCAGGAACCAUGCUGGGACAUGGCAGGCCAUCUUCCCUGUGGGCCCCGUGAGGCCCUCCCAUGGAGGCACCUACAGAUGCUAUGGUUCUCCCAGCUCCAAACCCAACGUGUGGUCACAGCCUAGUGCCCCUCUGCACAUCGAGGUCACAGCCUCCAAACCCCAAGACUACACAGUGGAGAAUCUCAUCCGGAUAGGCGUGGCUGGUUUGGUCCUGGUGGUCCUUGGGGUGCUGCUAUUUCAGGCUCGAAAUGACACCAGAAGGACCCAUGAUGCAGCCAAGAUGUGAACACAGAGGCAACAACACACUAUUCAGAAUGGGGCAUCCUUGGAGCCUAUCUGAUGAGCUCAGGAGGUGCUUAAAAACAAUGUAAACCAUAAUUGGGGAAACUGUCUGCUGAGAAUGAC